AUGGUUAUACAGCGCGGAAAAACUUGCUCAAAAGGGUUGACAGUAUGGACAUCUUCCAUGUUUAUCGUUGGAGCAAUAGCCGGUAUUGGAGUACUUUCCCUUCCCAAAGCUGUAGAAGAUACGGGAGGAAAUCCCUUGCAGUCGGAGCUGUGGAGAUCUUGUUUACAUCAAAACUUAGUUACAGUUACUAACAGCAUUUUUAACUUCGGAACAGCUGUUGUGUUCAUGGUACUUGCUGCAAAUAACGCUGUAACAUUGCUAUCGAACUACACACAAGUCUCUUUCUGUUACUGGUUAUUGCUUCUGAGUGUUCUCUUGACGCCAAUCACAUGUCUUGGAACACCUAAAAACUUUUGGUACAUUGGCAUAGGUGCAACAAUAUCUACAGUCGUAAUGGUGAUGUACCUUCCGACGGCACUCUCUGGAUACCAGGCGUAUGGACGAGAUGUUAAUGUUAACAUAUUAAAAAGCCUGUCUGUCGGUUAUAUUGCUCACAUUACGGAACUUUUGAUAACAGUUCAUCUUCUUUUUGGAUUUGUAAUUUUUGUGAAUCCUAUUUGUCAACAAUUUGAAGCUCUUGUUGGUGUACCGGAAGAGUUCACGUGGAAAAGAUGUAUUGUUCGUCCUUCGAUAGUAUUAGCAGUACUCUUCGUAUCUGAAAGUGUACCUCAUUUUGGAACGAUCCUGUCAUUAGUUGGAGGUUCUGCCACGACAUUAUUAGCUUAUGUUUUCCCGUGUGUAUUCUAUAUGAAACUCUGUAGAGAUGUAAACGAGGACCAAAAACUUGACUCACGUCGUGUGGUUAACAACGACGGUACGUUCACUCAGAAGUCAAUCGAGCAGUCCCCAUUACUAGACCAUUUGACUGAAGAGGAAGAAAGAGAGAGUGCGUUUGAAUGUGAAAUUCCGGAAGACACUUCACGGGCGUCGUCAAGGACAAUUAUCAACGGGCCAAUCGUCAUUCCCAUGUGGCAGAAGAUUUUAAACACCAAGAUAGUAAUGAUUGGCAUAUUAGGGGGCACGGCAGCAACAGUGUCCGCCAUUAUUGAUAUAACCAAUCCGGAGAGUUUGUCCGUUCCGUGUUACGUCACUUUACAAGGAGCAGGAACAUGAAUUACGUUUACUUCCCAUGUCUAGUUCUGGUGAACACAAAGCAAGGAGAGGUUCAUGAUGGUUUAGAUAAAAACCGGAAGUAGAAGAAAGAAGUUGGAUUUUAAUUGGAAAGACAACUAGUAUUCUUUUGACCGGAAGUAAGGGGAAAAGUUAAACAGGGUUAUAGUUACUAAUUGAUCGUUGAAAAGAAUCGUACAAAACUAUGAAGAAUCAUAAUUAUUACGGGUGUUCGCUGAUCUUUUCUUUUUGUCAGAUAUUUUGAAUCUUCUGGUUUUAUCGAUGUAGUGUCCUUAAAAAUGUUGCCCACUAAUCCCUUACAUUUCUUUUUUUGUUUAUUUUAUUACAUAUAGUUUAAAAGCCAUUUUUGAAAAUGCUUGUUAUUUUUUCAUAGUUUUCAUUUCCCGCCAAAUUUUCGAUGGCUUAUAUCUAAAAAAAAAAACAAGGACGUAGAUAUUUAAUAUUUCAGCUUUUUAGCUCACCGGGGCCCGAAGGGCCCCAUGUGAGCUUAUGCCAUCACUUGGCGUCCGUCGUCGUCCGUCGUCGUCUGUCGUUGUCGUCUGUCGUCGUAAACUAUUUCAAAAAUCUUCUCCUCUGAAACUACUGGGCCAAAUACUUUCAAACUUUAACUGAAUGUUUCUUAGGGUAUCUAGUUUAUAAAUUGUAUCCGAAGUUUUGAUCCAUCGACAAACAUGGCCGCCAUGGCUAAAAAUAGAACAUAGGGGUCAAAUGCAGUUUUUGGCUUAUAUCUCAAAAACUAAAUCUUUUAGAGCAAAUCUGACAUGCAGUAAAACUGUUCAGUUGGUCAAGAUCUAUCAGCUCUGAAAUUUUCAGACGAAUCGAACCCAUUGAUGGGUUGCUGCCACCGAAUUGGUAGUUUUAACAAAAUUUUGCAGUUUUUUGUUAUUAUUUUGAAUAUUAUUAUAGAUAUAUAUAAACUGUAAGCAGCAAUAAUGUUCAGCAAAGUAAGAUCUACAAAAAAGUUAAUAUAAUCAUAAUUGUCAAUUGACCCCUUAAGGAGUUAUUGCCCUUUAAAGACAAUUUUACACAAUUUGUUCAUCAAGUUUGCUAACAUUUAAAAAUCUUCUCCUCUGAAACUACUGGGCCAA
Molecule: messenger RNA, 2219 nt
Organism: Mytilus californianus (California mussel)
Lineage: Eukaryota; Metazoa; Mollusca; Bivalvia; Mytilida; Mytilidae
Exons: 8
Coding region: 1-1113 (370 amino acids)
Biological process (GO): L-alanine transport; amino acid transmembrane transport
Cellular component (GO): vacuolar membrane
Molecular function (GO): L-alanine transmembrane transporter activity; L-proline transmembrane transporter activity
Source: RefSeq, a predicted model, not a curated record